UUGGUCUUCCUUCUAAAAACUGCCCCUGUGAUCUUUGUAUUCCUUCAGUGGUUAUUGAAUGCUCCUGGUUUCCGCUUUCCCCAGAACAAGCAACAGCAGAUGCAGGGAACAGAAUGAAAGGCAGGCUUGUCAUCUUCUGCCUCAGCUGCUAAUCUGGGGGCAGUGGACCAAAGGUCUUAAUCAUAUCUAGCACCUUCAAAAUGCAGUAAUUCCCUCAGAUGAGAGCAGGUUGUUUCCCAACAAAAAUCAAGCAACAAAAUUAACGACAAAAAGAUUACAUGGCAGGAAAUCCUAUAGGCAGUAAAUAGUAUGAGAAUCUAAAGACCAGUGAGUGUUAGGCAGGCGUAAUCAAGGAAAGUUUCACAAAGGGGCUUAUAAUUAAAAUAAGUAAUGAAAGGAUAUUCUAUUCCUGGUUUAUUAUAGCACAUAUUAUAAGAGUUACAGAGAACUAGUGGACUAAAGAAAUAGUAGAUUUAAGAGUCAGGGUUCCUCUAGGCGGCGUGGCUCAUGCCUGUAAUCCCAGCAGUUUGGGAGGCUAAGGCAGGUAGAUUGCUUCAGCUCAGGAAUUUGAGACCAGUCUGGGCAAAGUGGCGAAACCCCGUCUCUAAUAAAAACAAAAUUUUGCCAGGUGUGGUGGAGUGCCUGUAGCGCCAGCUAUUUGGGUCUGAGGUGGGAGGAUGGCUUGAGCCAGGGAGGUGGAGGAUGCAGUAGCUGAGAUCACACUCCUGCACUCCAGCCAGGGUGACAGAGUGAGAUCCUGUCUCAAAAAAAAAACAAAAGAAAAAAUCCAUACCUCCUAUUUUUCAUUUGUUUCUUUACAUUCUUUUUUUCUCUCUCUCCAUCUCUUUUAACCGUUUUUCCCUCCUCUGCUAAGAGAGUCUAGUUUCAUUUACUCACACUAAAUGCAAGUAUAAUUUAACUGUAUUGUUCACAUAUAUAUAGCAUAACAUAGUACUUACCAUCCCUGAAUCUUAAAAUUCAAGUUUCUAAGUAGAAAUAGAAAAGUAAAUGGCUCAACACUUACAUCUUCUACUUGCUAGGAAUCCUGCCCUCUGUUCUUUCGGGAAUGAAAGCAAGAAGAGGAGAAACACAUGUUAGAAGAGUUGAAGGAGCAGUUCAAAGAUAGUGGAGACAUUCUGAGGAACCUCAUAGGAAGUUCUCACCUGUGCUCUCAGGGCCCAUGAUAUUACCAGUAUAUGCCAGACACCAUAGUUUCCUUGGAUCUGGUAUCAUACUUACACAGCUGCCAGCUAGUUUGAACUUCUAAGUGCUGCAGUGACUGAAAUUAGAUUAUGCAUUUGUCUAAAUGAGAGCUCCCUCUUCAGCCAGUUCCAUAGUGUCUUCAAGCUAGCUUCUAUGUUUAUGUGCGUGAGUGAAUGAACUCCAAAGGCAAACAUUCAGCAAGGACUUUAUUAUCACAGUCUGAUGCCAAUGCAAGUUACUUAAGAGCAGCUCGAGCUGGACACCUUGAAAAGGCCCUCGACUACAUAAAAAAUGGAGUUGACAUCAACAUUUGCAAUCAGAAUGGGUUGAAUGCUCUCCAUCUUGCUUCCAAAGAAGGCCAUGUAGAAGUUGUUUCUGAGCUGCUACAGAGAGAAGCCAAUGUGGACGCAGCUACGAAGAAAGGAAACACAGCAUUGCACAUCGCAUCCUUGGCUGGACAAGCAGAGGUAGUAAAAGUCUUGGUUACAAAUGGAGCCAAUGUCAAUGCACAAUCUCAGAAUGGUUUCACGCCAUUGUAUAUGGCAGCCCAGGAAAAUCACCUGGAAGUUGUCAAGUUUCUUCUUGACAAUGGUGCAAGCCAGAGCCUAGCCACAGAGGAUGGCUUCACACCAUUGGCAGUGGCUUUGCAACAAGGUCAUGACCAAGUCGUUUCGCUCCUGCUAGAGAAUGACACCAAAGGAAAAGUGCGUCUCCCAGCUCUUCAUAUCGCGGCCCGAAAAGACGACACAAAAGCCGCUGCCCUGCUGCUGCAGAAUGACAACAAUGCGGAUGUGGAAUCCAAGAUGGUGGUGAAUAGAACAACAGAGAGUGGCUUCACUCCGCUCCACAUAGCUGCUCACUAUGGAAAUAUCAAUGUAGCCACGUUGCUGUUAAACCGAGCGGCUGCUGUGGACUUCACUGCAAGGAAUGACAUCACUCCUUUACAUGUUGCAUCAAAAAGAGGAAAUGCAAAUAUGGUAAAACUAUUGCUUGAUCGAGGAGCUAAAAUUGAUGCCAAAACCAGGGAUGGUCUGACACCACUGCACUGUGGAGCAAGGAGUGGUCAUGAGCAGGUGGUAGAAAUGCUGCUUGAUCGAGCUGCCCCCAUUCUUUCAAAAACCAAGAAUGGAUUGUCUCCAUUGCACAUGGCCACACAAGGGGAUCAUUUAAACUGCGUCCAGCUUCUCCUCCAGCAUAAUGUACCCGUGGACGAUGUCACCAAUGACUACCUGACUGCCCUACACGUGGCUGCCCACUGUGGCCAUUACAAGGUCGCCAAGGUUCUCUUGGAUAAGAAAGCUAACCCCAAUGCCAAAGCCUUGAAUGGCUUUACCCCUCUUCAUAUUGCCUGCAAGAAGAAUCGAAUUAAAGUAAUGGAACUCCUUCUGAAACAUGGUGCAUCCAUCCAAGCUGUAACCGAGUCGGGCCUUACCCCAAUCCAUGUUGCUGCCUUCAUGGGGCAUGUAAAUAUUGUAUCACAACUAAUGCAUCAUGGAGCCUCACCAAACACCACCAAUGUGAGAGGAGAAACAGCACUGCACAUGGCGGCUCGCUCUGGCCAAGCUGAAGUUGUGCGGUAUCUGGUACAAGACGGAGCUCAGGUAGAAGCUAAAGCUAAGGAUGACCAAACCCCACUCCACAUUUCAGCCCGACUGGGGAAAGCAGACAUAGUCCAACAGCUGUUGCAACAAGGUGCAUCUCCAAAUGCAGCCACAACUUCUGGGUACACCCCACUUCACCUUUCCGCCCGAGAGGGGCAUGAGGAUGUUGCUGCCUUCCUUUUGGAUCAUGGAGCAUCUUUAUCUAUAACAACGAAGAAAGGAUUUACUCCUCUUCAUGUGGCAGCAAAAUAUGGAAAGCUUGAAGUCGCCAAUCUCCUGCUACAGAAAAGUGCAUCUCCAGAUGCUGCUGGGAAGAGCGGGCUAACCCCACUGCAUGUAGCUGCACAUUACGAUAAUCAGAAAGUGGCCCUUCUGCUUUUGGACCAAGGAGCCUCACCUCACGCAGCCGCAAAGAAUGGUUAUACGCCACUGCACAUUGCUGCCAAAAAGAACCAGAUGGACAUAGCAACAACUCUGCUGGAAUAUGGUGCUGAUGCCAACGCAGUUACCCGGCAAGGAAUUGCUUCCGUCCAUCUCGCAGCGCAGGAAGGACACGUGGACAUGGUGUCGCUGCUCCUCGGUAGAAAUGCGAAUGUGAACCUGAGCAAUAAGAGUGGCCUGACCCCACUUCAUUUGGCUGCUCAAGAAGAUAGAGUGAAUGUGGCAGAAGUCCUUGUAAACCAAGGAGCUCAUGUGGACGCCCAGACGAAGAUGGGAUACACACCCCUGCAUGUGGGCUGCCACUAUGGAAAUAUCAAGAUUGUUAAUUUCCUGCUCCAGCAUUCUGCAAAAGUUAAUGCCAAAACAAAGAAUGGGUAUACGCCAUUACAUCAAGCAGCACAGCAGGGACAUACGCAUAUAAUAAACGUCUUACUUCAGAACAAUGCCUCCCCCAAUGAACUCACCGUGAAUGGGAAUACUGCCCUUGGCAUUGCCCGGCGCCUUGGCUACAUCUCAGUAGUGGACACCCUGAAGGUAGUGACCGAAGAGACCAUGACCACAACUACUGUCACAGAGAAGCACAAAAUGAAUGUUCCAGAAACGAUGAAUGAAGUUCUUGAUAUGUCUGAUGAUGAAGUUCGUAAAGCCAAUGCCCCUGAAAUGCUCAGUGAUGGCGAAUAUAUCUCAGAUGUUGAAGAAGGUAAUAGAUGCACAAGGUACAAAAUUCCCAAGGUGCAAGAAUUUACAGUGAAAAGUGAAGAUGCAAUGACGGGGGACACAGACAAGUAUCUUGGGCCACAGGACCUUAAGGAACUGGGUGAUGAUUCCCUGCCUGCUGAGGGUUACAUGGGCUUUAGUCUCGGAGCACGUUCUGCCAGCCUCCGCUCCUUCAGUUCGGAUAGGUCUUACACCUUGAACAGAAGCUCCUAUGCACGGGACAGCAUGAUGAUUGAAGAACUCCUUGUGCCAUCCAAAGAGCAGCAUUUAACAUUCACAAGGGAAUUUGAUUCAGAUUCUCUUAGACAUUACAGCUGGGCUGCCGACACCUUAGACAAUGUCAAUCUUGUUUCAAGCCCCAUUCAUUCUGGCUAUUCUUCUCCACUUCCUCAGUAUGAUUCAAGGUUUCUGGUUAGCUUUAUGGUGGAUGCGAGAGGGGGCUCCAUGAGAGGAAGCCGUCACCACGGGAUGAGAAUCAUCAUUCCACCACGCAAGUGUACGGCCCCCACUCGAAUCACCUGCCGUUUGGUAAAGAGACAUAAACUGGCCAACCCACCCCCCAUGGUGGAAGGAGAGGGAUUAGCCAGUAGGCUGGUAGAAAUGGGUCCUGCAGGGGCACAAUUUUUAGGUAAACUGCAUCUUCCUACCAAUCCUCCCCCUGUAAAUGAGGGUGAGAGCUUGGUUAGCCGAAUCCUGCAGCUGGGGCCUCAAGGAACAAAAUUUAUUGGCCCUGUCAUAGUGGAAAUCCCUCACUUUGGGUCCAUGAGAGGAAAAGAGAGAGAACUCAUUGUUCUUCGAAGUGAAAAUGGUGAAACUUGGAAGGAGCAUCAAUUUGACAGCAAAAAUGAAGAUUUAACUGAGUUACUUAAUGGCAUGGAUGAAGAACUUGAUAGCCCAGAAGAGUUAGGGAAAAAGCGUAUCUGCAGGAUCAUCACGAAAGAUUUCCCACAGUAUUUUGCUGUUGUUUCACGGAUUAAACAGGAAAGCAACCAGAUUGGUCCUGAAGGUGGAAUUCUGAGCAGCACCACAGUGCCCCUUGUUCAAGCAUCUUUCCCAGAGGGUGCCCUAACUAAAAGAAUUCGAGUGGGCCUCCAGGCCCAGCCUGUUCCAGAUGAAAUUGUGAAAAAGAUCCUUGGAAACAAAGCAACAUUUAGCCCAAUUGUCACUGUGGAACCAAGAAGAAGGAAAUUCCAUAAACCAAUCACAAUGACCAUUCCGGUGCCCCCGCCCUCAGGAGAAGGUGUAUCCAAUGGAUACAAAGGGGACACCACACCCAAUCUUCGUCUUCUCUGUAGCAUUACAGGGGGCACUUCGCCUGCUCAGUGGGAAGACAUCACAGGAACAACUCCUUUGACGUUUAUAAAAGAUUGUGUGUCUUUUACAACCAAUGUUUCAGCCAGAUUUUGGCUUGCAGACUGCCAUCAAGUUUUAGAAACUGUGGGGUUAGCCACACAACUAUACAGAGAAUUGAUAUGUGUUCCAUAUAUGGCCAAGUUUGUUGUUUUUGCCAAAAUGAAUGAUCCUGUAGAAUCUUCCUUAAGAUGUUUCUGCAUGACAGAUGACAAAGUGGACAAAACUUUAGAGCAGCAAGAGAAUUUUGAGGAAGUCGCAAGAAGCAAAGAUAUUGAGGUUCUGGAAGGAAAACCUAUUUAUGUUGAUUGUUAUGGAAAUUUGGCCCCACUUACCAAAGGAGGACAGCAACUCGUUUUUAACUUUUAUGCUUUCAAAGAAAAUAGACUGCCAUUUUCCAUCAAGAUUAGAGACACCAGCCAAGAGCCCUGUGGUCGUCUGUCCUUUCUGAAAGAACCAAAGACAACAAAAGGACUGCCUCAAACAGCUGUUUGCAACUUAAAUAUCACUCUGCCAGCACAUAAAAAGGAGACAGAGUCAGAUCAAGAUGAUGAGAUUGAGAAAACAGACAGACGACAGAGCUUCGCAUCCUUAGCUUUACGUAAGCGCUACAGCUACUUGACUGAGCCUGGAAUGAAAACAGUUGAACGGAGCACAGGAGCAACAAGAUCCCUCCCCACCACUUACUCAUACAAGCCAUUCUUUUCUACAAGACCAUACCAGUCCUGGACAACAGCUCCGAUUACAGUGCCCGGGCCAGCCAAGUCAGGCUUCACUUCCUUAUCAAGUUCUUCCUCUAAUACACCAUCAGCUUCUCCGUUAAAAUCAAUAUGGUCUGUUUCGACUCCUUCUCCAAUCAAAUCCACAUUAGGCGCGUCAACUACAUCUUCAGUUAAAUCCAUUAGUGACGUCGCAUCUCCAAUUAGAUCCUUUCGGACAAUGUCUUCGCCGAUAAAAACUGUGGUGUCACAAUCUCCAUACAAUAUCCAAGUUUCCUCUGGUACCCUGGCUAGAGCUCCCGCAGUCACGGAAGCUACGCCCUUAAAAGGGCUGGCAUCCAAUUCUACAUUUUCCUCUCGAACCUCUCCAGUGACUACAGCAGGGUCUCUUUUGGAGAGGUCAUCAAUUACUAUGACACCCCCUGCCUCCCCCAAAUCAAACAUUAAUAUGUAUUCCUCAAGUUUGCCAUUUAAGUCAAUUAUUACAUCAGCAGCACCGCUAAUGUCUUCACCUUUAAAGUCAGUGGUGUCGCCAGUUAAAUCAGCAGUUGAUGCCAUUUCAUCAGCCAAAGUUACAAUGGCAUCUUCCCUCUCAUCACCUGUGAAGCAGAUGCCUGGACAUGCAGAGGUAGCAUUAGUCAACGGAUCUAUUUCCCCCCUAAAAUAUCCAUCAUCUUCCACUUUAAUUAACGGAUGCAAAGCCACUGCCACGUUACAGGAAACAAUUUCUACAGCUACAAACUCUGUGAGCUCUGUGGUCAAUGCAGCCACUGACACAGUUGAGAAGGCGUUUUCUACCACAACUGCAAUGCCAUUUUCCCCACUCAGGUCUUACGUUUCUGCAGCACCAUCAGCUUUUCAGUCACUAAGAACUCCUUCCGCAAGUGCACUCUAUACAUCCCUUGGGUCGUCAAUAUCUGCAACUACCUCAUCUGUAACUUCAUCAAUUAUAACAGUGCCAGUAUACUCUGUAGUCAAUGUUUUGUCAGAACCAGCAUUAAAGAAACUUCCAGACUCUAAUUCAUUUACAAAAUCAGCAGCAGCCUUGCUGUCACCCAUUAAAACAUUGACUACGGAGACACGUCCUCAGCCUCAUUUCAAUCGAACUUCAUCUCCAGUUAAGUCAUCUUUGUUCCUUGCACCCUCUGCCCUUAAGUUGUCUACACCAUCUUCUUUAUCUUCCAGUCAGGAGAUACUAAAAGACGUGGCGGAAAUGAAAGAGGACCUAAUGCGGAUGACCGCAAUACUGCAGACAGAUGUGCCUGAGGAGAAGCCAUUCCAACCGGAACUCCCGAAAGAAGGGAGAAUUGAUGACGAAGAACCUUUCAAAAUUGUUGAGAAAGUAAAGGAAGACUUAGUGAAAGUUAGUGAAAUCCUUAAAAAGGAUGUGUGUGUAGAUAAUAAAGGAUCACCCAAAUCACCAAAGAGUGACAAAGGACACUCUCCCGAAGAUGACUGGACAGAAUUUAGUUCUGAAGAAAUCCGAGAAGCAAGACAACAAGCUGCCGCCAGCCAUUCUCCAACUCUGCCUGAGAGAGUGCAAGUAAAAGCAAAGGCCGCCUCCGAAAAGGAUUAUAACUUGACCAAAGUUAUUGAUUACCUAACAAAUGAUAUUGGGAGUAGUUCACUGACAAACUUAAAAUACAAGUUUGAGGAUGCAAAGAAGGAUGGUGAGGAGAGACAGAAAAGAGUCUUAAAACCAGCAAUUGCUUUGCAGGAACACAAACUCAAAAUGCCUCCAGCCUCCAUGAGGCCUUCCACCUCUGAGAAAGAAUUGUGUAAAAUGGCUGAUUCCUUUUUUGGAACAGAUACUAUUUUAGAGUCUCCCGAUGACUUUUCUCAACAUGACCAAGAUAAAAGUCCCUUGUCUGACAGUGGCUUUGAAACAAGAAGUGAAAAGACACCUUCUGCCCCGCAAAGCGCUGAAAGCACGGGUCCUAAACCACUUUUUCAUGAAGUUCCCAUCCCUCCUGUCAUUACAGAAACAAGAACUGAAGUGGUUCACGUCAUCCGGAGCUAUGAGCCCUCAGCUGGGGAUGUUCCCCAGACCCAGCCAGAGGAGCCUGUGUCACCUAAACCUUCACCUACAUUUAUGGAAUUGGAACCAAAGCCCACCACCUCUAGUAUUAAAGAAAAAGUUAAGGCAUUUCAGAUGAAAGCCAGUAGCGAAGAAGAUGACCACAAUAGGGUUUUAAGCAAAGGCAUGCGUGUUAAAGAAGAGACUCACAUAACCACAACCACCAGAAUGGUUUAUCAUUCUCCACCAGGCGGUGAAGGUACAUCUGAAAGGAUUGAAGAAACCAUGUCAGUCCAUGACAUCAUGAAGGCCUUUCAGUCCGGGCGAGAUCCUUCCAAAGAACUGGCAGGGCUGUUUGAACAUAAGUCGGCAGUGCCUCCAGAUGUUCACAAGUCUGCUGCUGAAACCUCAGCCCAGCAUGCAGAGAAGGACAACCAAAUGAAACCCAAACUGGAGCGUAUAAUAGAAGUCCACAUCGAAAAAGGUAACCAAGCUGAGCCCACUGAAGUCAUUAUUAGAGAAACCAAAAAGCAUCCAGAAAAAGAAAUGUAUGUGUAUCAGAAAGACUUAUCCCGGGGAGAUAUUAACCUAAAAGAUUUUCUGCCAGAAAAACACGAUGCUUUUCCUUGUUCAGAGGAACAGGGUCAGCAAGAAGAAGAAGAACUUACUGCUGAAGAGUCAUUGCCUUCUUAUCUGGAGUCUUCCAGAGUAAACACUCCUGUGUCCCAAGAAGAAGAUAGCCGCCCUAGUUCUGCUCAACUCAUAUCUGAUGACUCUUAUAAAACAUUGAAGCUUUUGAGUCAACACUCAAUAGAAUACCAUGACGAUGAGUUGUCAGAACUAAGAGGGGAGUCUUACAGGUUUGCUGAGAAAAUGCUUCUGUCAGAAAAGCUAGAUGUGUCUCAUUCUGAUACUGAGGAGUCGGUUACAGACCAUGCAGGACCCCCUAGCUCAGAGUUACAGGGGUCUGAUAAGCGGUCCAGAGAAAAAGUAGCCACUGCCCCCAAAAAAGAAAUUCUCUCCAAAAUCUAUAAAGAUGUUUCUGAAAAUGGUGUAGGUAAAGUGUCUAAAGAUGAGCAUUUUGAUAAAGUCACAGUGUUGCACUAUUCUGGCAAUGUUAGUAGUCCAAAACAUGCCAUGUGGAUGCGCUUUACUGAGGACAGAUUAGACAGAGGUAGAGAGAAGUUGAUAUAUGAAGAUAGGGUGGACAGGACUGUGAAGGAGGCAGAAGAAAAACUGACUGAAGUGUCACAGUUUUUUCGUGACAAAACUGAAAAGCUAAAUGAUGAACUGCAGUCCCCAGAGAAAAAGGCACGCCCUAAAAAUGGCAAAGAAUAUUCUUCUCAAAGCUCUACCAGUAGCAGCCCUGAGAAAGUACUGCUGACAGAACUGCUGGCAUCCAAUGAUGAAUGGGUUAAGGCAAGACAGCAUGGCCCUGAUGGACAAGGCUUCCCCAAAGCCGAGGAGAAGGCGUCCAGUCUGCCCAGCAGCCCAGAGAAAACGGCUCUCUCCCAACAGACUGAGGACAGCAAGUCCACAGUGGAAGCCAAAGGAAGUAUUUCACAGAGCAAAGCACCAGAUGGGCCCCAGUCUGGAUUCCAGCUCAAACAAUCUAAACUCAGUUCCAUUAGAUUAAAAUUUGAACAAGGCACACACACAAAAAGUAAAGACAUGUCUCAAGAAGACAGAAAGUCCGAUGGCCAGUCCAGAAUCCCAGUUAAAAAAAUACAGGAGAGCAAGCUACCCGUCUACCAAGUUUUUGCUAGAGAAAAACAGCAGAAGGCCAUAGACCUCCCAGAUGAAAGUGUAUCUGUGCAAAAAGAUUUCAUGGUAUUAAAAGCCAAAGAUGAGCAUGCCCAGAGCAACGAAAUUGUUGUAAAUGAUUCUGGCUCUGAUAAUGUGAAAAAACAGAGAACUGAAAUGUCAAGUAAAGCAAUGCCUGACUCUUUUUCUGAGCAGCAGGCUAAAGACUUGGCAUGUCAUAUAACCUCAGAUUUAGCAACUAGGGGACCAUGGGACAAAAAGGUCUUUAGAACAUGGGAGAGUUCGGGAGCCACUAACAAUAAGUGUCAGAAAGAAAAACUUUCGCAUGUACUUGUUCAUGAUGUGAGAGAGAAUCACAUUGGUCACCCUGAGAGUAAAAGUGUUGAUCAAAAGAAUGAAUUUAUGUCUGUGACUGAGAGAGAACACAAAUUGUUAACAAAUGGCUCUCUCUCAGAAAUUAAAGAAAUGACUGUAAAAUCUCCCUCCAAAAAAGUCUUAUAUAGGGAAUAUGUUGUGAAAGAAGGGGACCGUCCAGCUGGAUUGCUUGAUCAGCCUUCCAGGAGGAGCGAGAGCUCAGCUGUGUCACACAUUCCCGUCAGAGUUGCUGAUGAGAGGAGAAUGCUGUCUUCUAAUAUUCCCGAUGGUUUCUGUGAACAGUCGGCAUUUCCAAAACAUGAACUAUCACAAAAGCUGUCCCAGUCAAGCAUGAGUAAAGAGACAGUUGAGACACAGCACUUUAAUUCUAUAGAGGAUGAAAAAGUUACCUAUUCAGAAAUCAGCAAAGUUUCCAAACACCAGAGUUAUGUAGGUUUAUGCCCACCUCUCGAGGAAACUGAAACCUCGCCCACCAAAUCUCCUGAUUCUUUAGAGUUUAGCCCAGGAAGGGAAUCUCCCUCUAGUGAUGUAUUCGACCACAGUCCCAUUGAUGGAUUGGAAAAACUUGCACCACUAGCCCAGACAGAGGGAGGGAAAGAGAUAAAAACUUUGCCCGUUUAUGUCAGUUUUGUACAAGUGGGGAAGCAAUAUGAAAAGGAGAUACAACAAGGAAGUCUAAAAAAAAUCAUAAGUCAGGAAUGUAAGACAGUACAAGAAACCAGGGGGACCUUUUAUACAACCAGACAGCAAAAGCAACCUCCUUCUCCCCAAGGUAGCCCAGAAGAUGAUACUCUAGAGCAAGUGUCCUUUCUAGACAGCUCUGGGAAAAGCCCUUUAACCCCAGAAACACCCAGUUCAGAGGAAGUGAGUUAUGAAUUUACAUCUAAGACACCUGACUCACUCAUAGCUUAUAUACCAGGCAAACCCAGCCCAAUUCCCGAGGUUUCUGAGGAGUCAGAGGAGGAGGAACAGGCCAAGUCAGCCUCCCUAAAGCAGGCUACAGUGGAGGAGAUAGCAGUCAAGCGUGAAAUGCCUAAUGACAUGAGCAAAGACUCUAACCAAAGACCCAAAAGUAACAGAGUUGCCUAUAUUGAAUUUCCCCCUCCUCCACCACUGGAUGCAGACCAGAUUGAGUCAGAUAAGAGGCAUCAUUAUCUCCCAGAAAAAGAGGUUGACAUGAUUGAAGUCAAUCUGCAAGAUGAGCAUGACAAGUACCAGCUGGCUGAACCUGUCAUUAGAGUACAGCCACCUUCACCAGUUCCUCCCGGGGCAGACGUCAGUGAUUCCAGCGAUGAUGAAUCUAUUUAUCAGCCAGUCCCAGUUAAAAAAUACACCUUCAAAUUAAAGGAAGUGGACGACGAACAAAAAGAAAAACCCAAAGCUUCUGCUGAAAAGGCUUCCACCCAGAAAGAACUGGAAAGUAACGGAUCUGGAAAAGAUAACGAAUUUGGCCUUGGCCUUGAUGCACCUCAGAAUGAAACUGCCCAGAAUGGGAACAAUGACCAGUCCAUCACAGAGUGUUCCAUUGCCACCACAGCGGAGUUUUCUCAUGACACGGAUGCCACAGAGAUAGACUCUCUGGAUGGCUAUGACCUGCAAGAUGAAGAUGAUGGCUUGACGGAGAGCGAUUCUAAACUCCCUAGUCAAGCCAUGGAAAUUAAGAAAGAUAUAUGGAACACAGAGGGCAUUCUGAAGCCAGCGGACCGCUCUUUUAGCCAAAGUAAACUUGAAGUUAUCGAGGAGGAAGAAAAGGUGGGACCAGAUGAAGACAAGCCACCUUCUAAAAGUUCUGCAUCUGAAAAGACUCCUGAUAAGACUGAUCAGAAGUCAGGGGCCCAGUUCUUCACACUGGAAGGCAGACAUCCUGACAGAUCAGUGUUUCCUGAUACUUACUUCAGUUACAAAGUAGAUGAAGAGUUUGCCACUCCUUUUAAAACAGUAGCUACCAAAGGUCUAGAUUUUGACCCUUGGUCCAGUAACCGAGGGGAUGAUGAAGUUUUUGACAGUAAAUCACGGGAAGAUGAAACUAAGCCCUUUGGGCUGGCGGUAGAAGACCGCUCUCCAGCAACAACCCCUGAUACAACGCCAGCCAGAACGCCAACUGAUGAAAGUACCCCAACUAGUGAGCCUAACCCCUUCCCAUUUCAUGAAGGAAAAAUGUUUGAGAUGACUCGCAGUGGUGCAAUUGACAUGAGCAAGAGGGAUUUUGUUGAAGAGAGGCUCCAAUUUUUCCAGAUUGGUGAGCAUACUUCUGAAGGGAAGUCAGGGGACCAGGGGGAAGGGGAUAAAAGUAUGGUCACUGCCACACCACAGCCACAGUCAGGGGACACCACUGUAGAAACCAAUCUAGAGAGAAAUGUAGAGACACCUACAGUGGAACCUGACCCCAGCAGCCCGACCAGCGGAGAGUGUCAGGAAGGCACAUCCAGUAGUGGCCCCCUGGAGAAAUCAGCAGCAGCCACUAACACCUCUAAAGUUGACCCCAAGUUGCGCACGCCUAUAAAAAUGGGAAUUUCUGCAUCCACCAUGACCAUGAAGAAAGAAGGCCCUGGAGAAAUAACAGAUAAGAUAGAAGCUGUGAUGACCAGUUGUCAGGGAUUAGAAAAUGAAACUAUAACAGUGAUUUCAAAUGCAGCCAAUAGCCAGACGGGCAUUAGGCCCCAUGAAAAACAUGAUUUUCAGAAAGAUAACUUUAAUAACAACAACAAUUUGGAUUCUUCCACUAUACAGACAGAUAACAUGAUAAGUAAUAUAGCUCUGACAGAACAUUCUGCACCCACUUGUACCACAGAGAAAGAUAACCCAGUGAAAGUCUCAUCAGGAAAAAAGACAGGGGUACUACAAGGACACUGUCUAAGGGAUAAGCAGAAAGUUCUUGGAGAGCAGCAAAAAACAAAGGAAUUGAUAGGGAUUAGGCAAAAAUCCAAACUUCCCAUAAAGGCCACUUCACCAAAAGAUACCUUCCCACCGAACCAUUUGCCAAACAUUAAAGCAAGUAAAACGAAGCAGGUUAGUCAAUCCGAGAAAACCAAAGGCCUUACUACUUCUUCAUGUGUAGACGUAAAGUCCAGAAUUCCAGUGAAAAACACACACAGGGAUAACAUAGUCGCAGUUAGAAAAGCACGUGCCACACAAAAGCAAGGGCAGCCAGAGAAAGGCAAGGCCAAACAGCUUCCAUCCAAGUUGCCAGUAAAGGUAAGACCCACCUGUGUCACUACCACUACCACCUCCACCUCCACCUCCACCACCACCACCAGCACAAGCACAGUUAAAGUUAGGAAAAGUCAGCUCAAGGAAGUAUGUAAACAUUCCAUUGAAUAUUUUAAGGGAAUUAGUGGUGAGACCUUAAAGCUUGUGGACCGCCUCUCUGAAGAAGAAAAAAAGAUGCAGUCCGAGCUGUCCGAUGAGGAAGAAAGUACCUCAAGAAACACGUCGUUGUCCGAGACUUCCCGGGGUGGCCAGCCUUCAGUUACAUCGAAGUCUGCUAGAGAUAAGAAAACAGAGGCAGCACCUUUAAAAUCAAAGAGUGAAAAGGCCGGCAGUGAGAAAAGGAGCAGUAGAAGGACUGGUCCACAGAGUCCAUGUGAACGGACAGAUAUCAGGAUGGCAAUAGUAGCCGACCACCUGGGACUUAGUUGGACAGAACUGGCAAGGGAACUGAAUUUUUCAGUGGAUGAAAUAAAUCAAAUACGUGUGGAAAACCCCAAUUCUUUAAUUUCUCAAAGCUUCAUGUUAUUAAAAAAAUGGGUUACCAGAGACGGAAAAAAUGCCACAACUGAUGCCUUAACUGCGGUCUUGACAAAAAUUAAUCGAAUAGAUAUAGUGACACUGCUAGAAGGACCAAUAUUUGAUUAUGGAAAUAUUUCAGGCACCAGAAGUUUUGCAGAUGAGAACAAUGUUUUCCAUGACCCUGUUGAUGGUUGGCAGAAUGAGACAUCAAGUGGAAACCUAGAAUCGCCCGCUCAAGCUCGAAGAAUAACUGGUGGGUUACUAGAUCGACUGGAUGACAGCCCUGACCAGUGUAGAGAUUCCAUUACCUCAUAUCUCAAAGGAGAAACUGGAAAAUUUGAAGCAAAUGGAAGCCAUACAGAAAUCACUCCGGAAGCAAAGACAAAACCUUACUUUCCAGAAUCCCAAAAUGAUAUAGGAAAACAGAAUACUAAGGAAACUCUGAAACCAAAAAUACAUGGAUCUGGUCAUGUUGAAGAGCCAGCAUCACCACUAGCAGCAUAUCAGAAAUCUCUAGAAGAAGCCAGCAAGCUUGUAAUAGAAGAGACUAAACCCUGUGUGCCUGUCAGUAUGAAAAAGAUGAGUAGGACUUCUCCCCCAGAUGGCAAGCCAAGGCUUAACCUCCAUGAAGAAGAGGGGUCCAGUGGGUCUGAGCAAAAGCAGGGAGAAGUUUUUAAGGUGAAAGCGAAGAAAGAAAUCCGGCAUGUGGAAAAGAAGAGCCACUCGUAACAGCGAACGGAUCAUAAGUUUUUACUGCCAGUAUUGAGAAAUUCAUGGAAGAAAUGUCAGCAGGAAGUAAGAAUUCACCAAGAAGCGUGUGUAUGUUCGCUGCUUCCACACAUUAAUGGCAUGAUUUUUUUUAUGCAAAAAGAAAAGAAAAAAAACCCACCUAUUUUAAUUUAGCAUGAGCCAAUUUACAGAGCAUGGAAAUCACUUUCAUUUCCGGAUUGGCACGUGCGCAAUUAGCAAUGCAGUGUAUAUACAAGAAGCCAUGCUGUUAACAGUUUAUCUCAUGUGAUUUUGGUGUCAUUUACAAAAGGAAGAAAUUCCUGCCAUCAGAAGGAACAGAGGAGAUGAAAUGAUCAAAUCACAGAGAAACACUAAAAUUACUAAAUCUACAACAGCUCGCCUUAUUUUUCUUGGACCCAAACUGUCAGGGUAUAAACACUAUUUGUUUCUUUUUUAAAACAUCGAUAGUUUUGCUGUAAAUAAUAACACUGUAUAAAUUCUAACAAAAAUAGAAUAAAAUGUUGAUAAGGCACUGCCUCUUAGAACACAGAAUAUUGCAAAUGCAUUUAACAAAUAGGGGUCUCAAGUGACUUCACCCUAGAAGAGGAGGGAGGGGUUCUGGGUGGGUGGUGGGGGGGACUCUUCACUGACUCUUGUAUAUUAGCAAUUAUAAUGUUUGUAUAUGCAAAACUGCUAGCUUGAUUUUAAAAAAAAACAAAUCUUUAAAAUCUGCUGCAAAUUUAAAUAAUUCCCAAAAUGAGGAAUUCUGUAGUUCUGUGAAAAAAUUUUUUCUUCAGAAUACUAAUAUUUUGAUGCAUGUGUAUCACCUUAUUUUGAUUAAAUCUUUUCCAAUUUUGCAAACACUACAGUAUACUGCAACACAAAAGAUUUUAUCUGUAAACACAAAGCCCUUCAUCUAAUAUUUGUUGCUAUUGCCAAUUUUUCAAUGAAAUGACCUAAAAACAAAAAAAAUAACCUAUACGGUAGUUGCUUUAGGGGUUGGGGGGGUGCUAUCUGUUAGUGCUUAAAAGGGGGUAAAUGCUUGCCGCUUUAGAGGUGGAUGGUGCUCAUAAGAGGCCCCAGUCGGGGGUAUUUAAAAUGGACUGAACAGAAAUCCUUAGCUAGUAGAAUGGCAGCACGCUGUAAAAUUAUUACUGUAUUGUGUACUGGCUAUAAGAUGUAGACACAUUUCAGUAAGCCAAUCAUUUGUAACCAUUCUAGCAGUGUCAUAUUAGGUUAACAAGGCUGCUGUGUUUUAAAGGGCAUUUUUAUUUGGGUUUUGGUGAAAUUCUUUAAUUUGUUGAUUAUAUUCAUAUAAAAUCAGCAUUCAUUGACACAUAACUCUAAUGACAUAUGUAUGAAAAACCAUACACUGGAUGACCUAGUCGAUUAUUUAAGCAUAAAAUAAAUUGUGUUAAACUCUUCACCUA
Molecule: messenger RNA, 16075 nt
Organism: Callithrix jacchus (white-tufted-ear marmoset)
Lineage: Eukaryota; Metazoa; Chordata; Mammalia; Primates; Cebidae
Source: RefSeq, a predicted model, not a curated record